AUGGCCCUCUUGGACUCGAUACAAGACGCCGUAUCCCGCGUCCUGCCCCAGAAGAGAACAACCCUCCCUAUCCCGGCAUCGACAACAGGGGGCAUUGGCAGCAGCGUUAUGAUGCCUUUCCAGGACGACAUGAUCGUGUCCAAGCCCGCCAUCAUAUUUCAUGCAUCCCAAUCAUUCUUCAACUUCUUAGCGAUGUGCUGCUUCGCUAGUGUUGCCAGCUUCCAAGCAAAGUGGAAGGUUGGUCCUUCCGGAUUAACAGGCUUCGCGCUCUUCAUCGCUGUAAUUGGCAUCGUGUUCCCUCUCUUCCUGUUGUUUGUACCAGUGGUGUACGAAAAGUACAAUAAGGGUGCACGUCUAGCGCGUGCACUCAGCGAGCUACGUGUCGGGUUUAUCAUGAGGGGGACAGGGUCUGCAGUCAGCUUGUUGAUCGCUUUCAUCGUCACUAUCUCCGCGUGGACAGAGCCCGGUUGCAAAAACCCCAACAAUGAUCCCCACGCAAGCCUAGGUUCCUCUUUCAAGAAUGGUCUAGGUGGAUGGUGUAGCACAAAGAAGGCGGGGGCAAUUUUCUUCUGGCUCGCAUUUGGUUUCUGGAUGGCGUCACUCACCCUCACUAUUCUCGACUGGCGGAACGGCAAGUCAAUGCGUCCCCGUGAUCCUCCUUUCUCGCAUCCUACCGAAUUCUCCGAAGUGGAGACGCGCAUGGAAGAGGAAGAGGGUGAAUUUGACGACGAGGAGUCGCAGUAUCACAAGCCGGCAGACAACUCAGACGCACUGCAAUCACCGUUCGCUGACGGAUAUGCACCUCCGACCAGUACGUAUGCGCCUCCCACGCUGCCCCGUCCCAGCAUCGAUGCGUAUGGCGCGUUCUCGGACCCACCACCGACCGGCUUUGGAACGGGCGGAGGCACGUCGCCGUCUCCUGCGGCGGACACGCCGAGGGUGAGCAGGACGAUGCAGUACGCGGAUCCGUAUGCUGCAGUGCGAGCAACACUUACUUCAGGGCAACAACAUGGUGGAUCGGGUGCUCCUCCGCCGGGUUAUUCCACAUACAACUGA
This is a messenger RNA of Fibroporia radiculosa, 1056 nucleotides long. RefSeq lists its product as uncharacterized. Gene Ontology annotation, cellular component: membrane. Bases 1 to 1056 code for a protein of 351 amino acids. Lineage: Eukaryota; Fungi; Basidiomycota; Agaricomycetes; Polyporales; Fibroporiaceae. The record is from RefSeq and is a predicted model, not a curated record. The transcript has 5 exons.